This is a messenger RNA of Rhagoletis pomonella (apple maggot), 7121 nucleotides long. RefSeq names its product transcription factor mef2A-like. Gene Ontology annotation, molecular function: exonuclease activity; nucleic acid binding. Lineage: Eukaryota; Metazoa; Arthropoda; Insecta; Diptera; Tephritidae. The transcript is spliced from 3 exons. Gene Ontology annotation, cellular component: nucleus. The record is from RefSeq and is a predicted model, not a curated record. Bases 2242 to 4707 code for a protein of 821 amino acids.
UAAAAAUACUUUGUUGGCGUGAAAAAAAUAUUAAUAGACGGACUUAUGUACAUACAUAUGUACAUAUUACGUGGUGUGGGUGUGAAAAUUCCGCGCGCCUGAAAAUCCAAUAGAAAACUAUACAGCACAAUAAAAUGUAAAAUUUUCUUAAACAGAAAUAACAACUAAAACAAAUACAUAAGAAUACAACAUUUAUAAAAACAACAAUAAAUAGAAAACAAAAACGCUUUGUCAGCCCGUUAAAUGUCGCGACAUUUGUGACACUAUAAAUAAUAAUUUGUCGUGAAAGCGCGCUGAAAAAUAUAAAAUAUAUAUUCGCUUCAAAUUUUGAACAUUACAACAACGAGAACAAUAGCGGAGGCAAAGUGUAGCACAACAAAAUAUGAUAUCGCAUUAGUUUUGGAAAAAAUAUUCAAUACCAACAUAAAAGCAGUAACCUACCAAAAAGGAGCUUACGUAAAAAGAGAAAAAAAGUAUAGCUAGCAUCAAACGUAGUGCUAUUUUAUGUUGCUUCGCGUAAGCGCAUGGAAAUUCGUGACAUUCAUUUGAAAAAUGCAUUUCAACAUUUGACACGUCCAAUCGAACGUGAAAAAACGUGCACGCUUAUGUAGCUUUCGGUUUGAAAAUUUAAAAAAUUAUUAUAUUUAGUAGUGAAAAACCGUGAAAAAAUCACAUAAAAAACAUUCGCACUGCAGAGUGUUGUUCGUAGCGCAAAGUGUCCGUGUGGAAGGAAAUAAGCUCCACUUGAAACUUUUGUUGGGGCAGCGGUUUUGAAGCCCCCAACAGCUAGCCGUGCAUUCGAGCAUUGUGAACAUGGCGAUACAUGUCCUGUCAACUACGAACAGCCAAAUGACCAGACCACAUUUACGAAAAUCUAUGCGGAUUAUCGAUGAUAACUUAACACUGUACAAACAUAAUAGAAACUUUGUUAAAGCAAAAGCGCACAUGACAGUUCAAUCAAGCAGUCAAGCAACUAGACAAACGGUAUAAGCGAAAAGAUAAACGAUCGAGCAAAUCUGUAGAGCAACAAAUUAAAAACAAACGAUUUACGGGACAGAGCAAAUAGAAAGUGAAACCGCGCGCGAUUCAAACGAAGAAAAAGUGAAACAACGCAAGGACUCUGCUUGAGCAUCUAAAAAAAAAUAAAAAAAGAUUAAAUUGCAGGCACACCCUGUAAUUCAACGAAAAGCAAGCGAGUGAGUGAGCGAGUUCCAGAGCACAAACGCGAGCGUGACGGUGACUGAACGCGUGAGCAACACGUAAGGACACUGUUGAGCUGUGCAGCUAAGCAAACGAACGAAACAAGAAAAAAAAGACAACGAGUAAAAAAAGUAAUACGAAAAAGAAGCAGACGCAGUACAAAAAAAGAAAUUUAUAUGUAAAUAAAGGUGUUUGCAUUAAUUUAUUUACAACAAGCGCGCACAUCUGGCAAGCAGGCGGCAGUAACUUCAACGAAGUCCAAAACGCAACGCACACCCGCAGAGCAACAAGCUAAAGGCAAUAUAAAAGAACAGAGAGUGAGUGAGAGAGCGCCGCACAAGGAUCUGACGCAAUAGCAGACACAUUCUAAAAGGAUAUUGAACCCACGCAAGCUGACAGUGAGUGUGCGAGUGCGCGUACUUGAUUGCAAUUGUAUUUGUAUCUGUAUUGCUGAGCGCUGAAAAACCAACACGUGUUUUCUGUUUGCACCGGCAUAGCUACAGACGCAGCCACAACCAAACCAAAGCCAGCAAGCCAGCAAGCCAGCCUAUCGAAGCGAAGCAGCAAGGGUAAAUCAAGCAAGUGACGCUAAGCUAUAUUUCAUUCGACAUACGUGACUGGCGGUGGUUGGUGCAACAAUUUAAAGAACGUAGUAGCAGGAUACAUACCUACCUACAAAUCCAAGCAUAAGUAUCUACAUAUACUGCCAACAACAGCAAACACGCAUCCUGCCUCAAUUGUUAAUGUGUUGUACAUGUGUACAUAGUGCAAAGUGAAUGUGUUAGUGGCUUCUAUUUUGUAUACAAGCAAAGGACAUUCUUUUCUCAACAAUCUUUUUCAAUUGGCACAAGUAAGCGAGUGUGUGUAGAAGCGCGCGCCUAAAGAACGGAAAGGACUGUUACAUUUUUUAUUCAAUUUAAUAAAGAAGGAAAGUGUAGUGUUGAGUUUCUUUUUAACUCAUAUAUAAGCAGUUUUUGUGCAUUGUUUCUUUUUUGUUGUUUAAUUACAACAAAUAAUUUUUGGAUAGCCUCCAAUUUGAAAAUGGAUUACUACGAUAGCUUGUUGGACCAUUUGCAAAUGCUGGAUUACAAGGUGCUCAGCCUGUUGGCUGUACCAAUUGUUGCUGUAUUAGUGUUGGCGGCAGUGCUGCUGCGGAUAACGAGAAAAAAUGACACUGUGCAACGUAAUGGUAGCAGAGCUAGUCAGCAUAUACGUAACCCCAGAUAUUACCAUCAACAACAACAACAACAGCAGCAACCACAAAACGGUAGCAAUUCGAAAAAUGAUUCAUCCGAUUCGGGUGUUUCGACAAAUGGACGUCAUCAACAUCACCACCACCACCACAAUCAUCAACAACAUCAACAGCAGCAACAGCAUAUUCGUCAACAGCAGCAACAACAACAACAACAACAACAGCAUAAUCAAAAACAACGCAAAACGCGUUCAAACAGUAAACGACAAGAAAAUAACCACGCAACAAGAGAUGAGAAACGUUCAACCGAUUAUUCAGUUGAUGAUUGGUUGGGCCAUGAAAUGGUUUACUGUUACGAUCAUCGGUAUAUAUCUUCAUGCGCCGAAGAAAACUUGUUGGCAACACGCCACAACCCAGCACAUCGUAACAGCACCUCUAGCGAUGCUGCUGCCAGCGACGACCUCAACUCCAGCUCGAGCAAUGAAGAUUUGAGCGCCGUCUACAAUGUCAUGUCGCAGCCCGACAAGAAAUCUGGCAAGGCACGCAGAAAUCGUCAGCAACGUCGCCGCAAGCAUCACGACGAACAAACUGGCGACCAACUUCAGCCCAUUCCCAUGGACGUCGACGAGGAUAGCAAGGAAAAUCGACGUCCUGCACAGCACCAGCCGCAACAGCAGCAACAACAGUCGGCUAAGACGACUAGCGUCAAUUUGCGUAAGCAAUGCACCAAAGCUGCUGCAUUGAAGGCGGUCAACCAGCACAACAACAACAAUGCCGGCAAUAGCGUGAACAGCAGUAGCAAUAUUGCAAUGCCCAAUAGUAGCGCGCAUGCGCUCACCAACUCACCGUCCAACACUUCAGUGUGCAGUGCACUCUCGUUGGCUUCAUCCACAUACUCACUCUCAUCGUCAUCGUCAUCAUCGCUGUCGUCGAGCACAUCAUCUGCCUCGAGUUCGCCCACCAAUUCGGCGAAUUGCUCGCCAACUGCCUCACCUACCGCCAGCAAGCGCAAUACGGAGAGUUUCCGCAAAAUUGCACGCGCGCUUGCCCCGCCACUGCGUCAGCACACCAAGUUGAAUAUGUCGGAGACCGAGUUGGUGCAACAUUUGCGGCGCUACAUCAUCGAUCCGAAUUUGUUACGCGUCUAUGGCUACCCGGUUGAGAGCGCCAUACACGAAGGUUGCAUCGAGAUCUACAAAUGUCUGCCACGCCCCUCCGGCGUACACACACACCACCUUUCAACUAAGACGGACAUCGUUAAUACAACCGAUGGCCUGCAGUUGCGCAUCUCCAACACCAGCAGCAGUUACACCGCAUCCUUCAACACUACCAGCAGCAGCGUCGAAGCACAAUGGACACUCGGCAGCGACAACUCGGCCGACUCCGGUCAGGGUUCGGGGGAUUCCAGCCCACCUUCAAUGGAUUCGGACUCCAGCGAAGCUGGUGAGGAUGAACCCGCCACCACAACGGCUUGUUUCACGCCAGACGGCAGCUACCAGAUAUUCUCGCAGUACGAUCAAUCGCUGGAGAAGCAAUGCGUGCGUUGUAUGCGCACCUUCCACGUCACCGAGUCAGGCGAGUACCUCAGCUACGAGAGCUGCACCUUCCAUUGGGGCAAGCUGUACAACCUGUAUACAGGCAGCAAAGGCUACACCACGCAGUACACCUGCUGUACAGGCACCAAGGAAACCGAGGGUUGCUCGCGCAAUCCUUUGCACGUGUGGACCGGCGCUGUGGUCGGCAUCAAUGGUCCCUACACCGAUUUUGUGCACACACACCCGCGUUGUGAUGAUAAAUCUGACACGCCUAAGGUUUAUGCGCUCGACUGUGAAAUGUCUUUCACAGGCCGUGGUCUGGAAGUGACCAAAGUGACGGUGGUGGGCUACGAUGGCCAGCUUAUCUAUGAGCAUUUUGUGCGGCCGGAAGCUGAAAUUGUCGAUUACAAUACACGUUUCUCCGGCAUCACCGAAAAAGAUCUCUGUACACACUCGAAUAAGGACGUAAAGACGUUAGCCGAAGUGCAACGUGAUCUGUUACAGCUAAUCGACGCCGACACCAUACUCAUCGGCCAUGGGCUGGACAAUGAUCUGCGCGUGCUGCGGAUCGUGCAUAAAACGAUCAUCGACACCUCAAUCGCAUUCCCACAUUCAAGCGGCUUUCCAUACCGCCGCGCGCUCAAGAACCUGACAAAGGCGUGUCUGAAUCGCGACAUUCAAUGUGGCGAUGCGGGGCACAGCAGUUUCGAGGACUCGCGUGCUUGUCUGGAGCUGAUGUUGUGGAAAGUGCGGAAAGAAAUGCGGCCGACGACGUACUGAGAAGUACCGACGCGGAGGCAUUCGAGUACCGCCGCCGAUUGGGUGGAAGCGAGGUGGGGAAGAGAACCUCGGCUUGUCAGCGGCGGUGUGUUGUGAGCGAAUGCGAGUGUGGGAGAAUGAGUUAGUGAGUAAGUGAGUGACUGAACGAGUGAGUGGGAGCGUGAACUAAGCACGCUGUGUGAUUUUUUAUACAAAUAUUGUAACUUUUGAGUAAGUGUCGUGAAAUUUUUACAGAUUGAACUUGUAACUAAAAAUUUAUUUUUUUUCUACAAGUAUCUACUGUUUCGUUUAUUACAAACUAAUUACAUUUGUGUAGGAGUAUACAUAUGUACAUACAUCUUUGUAUAUACUCCUACAUAUGUAUAUAAGCGGGACUGGGCGACGCCGACUGCGCAGUACCCUCGUGGUAGAAUCGCGUGUUCGUAUACACGAAGUUGAAGGCGAAAAUGAAGUGUAAUUAAUUUUCGCUUAAUUUUCACCUUCAACUUCGUGUAUACGAACACGCGACUUUACCCCGAGGGGUGCUGCGCAGUCGGCGUCGCUCAGGCCUGUAUAUAAGUUUAAAGUUGAGUAAACUUGCUGUGGAGCGAAUGCUGACGCGCGCGCGCGUGUUAUGCCCUUCGGGCGUUUUGUAUGUAAGUACAAAUAUACGCUCGUGUGCAGUGCGUUCGUUCACGCUGUUGCGCCCAUCUGAACUUGAUUUGAUACCGUACCAGAGAGGAGUAAGAAGUCGUUGUGUCGACAGAAAGCAAUCUCUUUUUUUAUUGAAAAGCUGCUGAUGUUCAAACAAAAAUGGAGCGGAAUUUUUUAAAAAAUGUACUGAUUUAUUGCUGUGAUUUUUUGCGCGCGCUGUUCUCAUUUUUAUUUUCGCUUUUUUUUCUUCAGUUUUCCAAGUUCACACAAUAUGAAAGUUAUUAAAAAAAAUUUUAGAAAUUUAUUGUAAUUUAACAAAAGGUCAUAAGUAAUUAUUCAGAAGUAAAAUAACAUAAUCGUUUCGUUCUAAAGUAGCACCGUUUUUUAGACGAAAAUAAAAAUUGGAAAAAAUAAAAUAAUAAAAUUUUAAUUUUUUUUUUUUGUAAAAUUUUUUGUAAAAUUUCACUCCAGUUUUGCUAAUUUACGUAUAUUUGUUGAGAACGAAAAAUUUUAUUUCAAAAUUGUUUUCAUGUUUAACGAUUUACAACAACAUUCUUAAGGAACAAUGCGAAUAUUAUUAUAUGUAUUGCAUCUCAUAAAGUUUUUCUUUACUAAAAUAAAUGCACACCUGUACAUAAAAGCUAUCUAACAAAUGUAGUUUCAAUUUUACUUUGUUAAUUCAAAUAUUUAACAUUGUUAAAAUGCAUACGAUUUUUUUUUUUUUUCAUUACGUAGUUUUUCAGCAUAUUUUUAUUUUUUUAUUUAUUGACGAAAACAUCAUUCAUUUACCAUUUGAACUUAAUACUUUUUUGAAAAAUUUGGCAUGAAAUGCCUAUAAUUCUAAAAACAUACCUAAAAGCACAAAAAAUAUUUUUUUAGUUACAUACAUAUUUGUAAGGUGGCAACCCAUUUGUUGACCUCCCACCACUUCAUUCAAGCCUAGUUUAGCAUAUUUUUAAGUUUAGCUAUAAGUUCACUAGGUACGAAAAAAAAAUAAAAAACAGCUUUUAUUUUGUAAAGAAAAAAUCUAGAAAAUGCUAUAAUUUUUGGCACUAUUGCGAUAAAUGUUGUAUAGAAUAAUUGUAAAGAUUUUCCUCAAAAGCUGCAACUGGUUGUUAAAUUUCGCACGUGCUCGCCGCAUUAGAAGGGCUGCCUUGUUUUCUAAAAAGCCAAUUUCAGUUGAUAAAGAAAAAUGUUGUGAAAAAAAAAUAUUUGUACAUACGCUGUUGCGCUGUUUGUAAUUAUAUAAUGCAAAAAAAUUUUAAAGAAACAAGAAAACAAAACCCUAGAAAACGCAAAGAAACCCCCAUUGUAAAAUAUGAUGUUCCUAGUUUUUAAAAAUACACAUACAUUUGUACAUACCAAACAAACAUAAAAAUAUGUGAAAAUUUAUAGCACAAACAUGAUUGCGAAGUUAUCUUUAAACACAAAGAGCAGAAAAGAAAUCAUGAAAAUAUGAAAUGAAAGGCAUAUUUUUUUUUUACUAAUUUUUUUCUUGAAAUGUUUUCGCACACAUUUGUAUUGCGCACAUUUUAAAAUUGCACUUUUGUAAAGGCAAACUGAAAAAAAACAACAACAGCAAAAUAGUUGAAUAAGCAACAAAUAACAAAAUAUACAGUUCAACUUAUCAGCAAAAAAAGGCGCCUUGGAAAAAAAUCUAGGCGAAAAAAUCAACCUAACGAACAUAAAAUGUCUACCAACACUUUUGUUGAGACGUUUUAUGGGUGGAAAAAAAAUAAAAUUUGAUUUAUUUUUUACGAUAAUGUGACACAAAAACAAAA